AUGGGGCUCUCCAAAACCCUUCUUACCUCCAUCUCCUUUGUCCGCGGCCGCCCUGCUGACCUUCGGAAAUUCUUCGAGCCUACAGCAGCUCGGGGUAGGACUGUUUGGCCGAAGACAGCUGCUGAUCUACUUCGGUUCGGCGUUCGCUGGGACUAUGACGGCGUGGUUACCAAGGACGAUGGGAAGGAAUAUCAUAAAUAUCAGCUUCAACCUAAUGCCGGCAAAAUCCCUUCGUCGAUUAAACAAUGGCGCGAUAACAACGGUGGAACUCAUGCUGUGAUGGCUAUAAUGUAUAUUCCCAAGGGCGCACCAAUCGACGGUCAGGUAUUUGAGGAAGAGGCAAUGGAGGCUAUCAAGGAUAUCUAG
Molecule: messenger RNA, 366 nt
Organism: Trichophyton rubrum CBS 118892
Lineage: Eukaryota; Fungi; Ascomycota; Eurotiomycetes; Onygenales; Arthrodermataceae
Exons: 1
Coding region: 1-366 (121 amino acids)
Source: RefSeq, a predicted model, not a curated record